Tupaia belangeri chinensis (Chinese tree shrew) is the source of this 3217-nucleotide messenger RNA. RefSeq names its product ceruloplasmin. Gene Ontology annotation, biological process: iron ion transport. The record is from RefSeq and is a predicted model, not a curated record. The coding region runs from base 1 to 3114 and encodes 1037 amino acids. The transcript has 19 exons. Gene Ontology annotation, cellular component: plasma membrane. NCBI's taxonomy places the organism in Eukaryota, Metazoa, Chordata, Mammalia, Scandentia, Tupaiidae. Gene Ontology annotation, molecular function: copper ion binding; oxidoreductase activity.
AUGAACGCUCUUUUCCCACUGAGUUUUCUGUUUUUGAUGAGUUCUUCAGGAUGGGCAAAAGAAAGGCAUUACUACAUAGCCAUCAAAGAAACCUCUUGGAAUUAUGCUCCUUCUGGUAAAAACGUGCUCAGUGGAAAGCCUUUGUCAGAAGAUCCAAUGUUUCAGUCCCAAAUAGGUCAAUUUAGGAAGAAGCCAGUUUUCAAAAAGGCUUUGUAUUUUCAGUAUACCGAUGAUACAUUCCAACAGGUCAUUCCAAAACCAUCUUGGUUAGGACUUUUAGGUCCAGUAAUUAAAGCAGAGACUGGAGACUGUGUGUAUGUACAUGUAAAAAAUAAUGCUUCAAGAGUCUACAGUUGGCACCCUCAUGGACUCAGUUACACGAAAGAAAAUGAAGGUGCUCUGUACCCUGAUAAUACCACGGGCCUGCAAAGGGUGGAUGACCACAUUAAGCCAGGGAAACAGUAUACUUACAGGUGGUAUGUAGACGAAAAUCAGGGGCCUGCCUCCAAUGACAGUAACUGCGUGACAAGGAUGUACCACUCCCAUGUAGACACUGUAAAUGAUGUGUCUUCAGGACUUAUUGGACCAAUAGAAACUUGCAAAAGAGGGACAUUGAAUGGAGACGAUGAAAAAAAUAUCGACAGGUCUUAUGUGAUGUUGUUUCAUAUAAUUAAUGAAAACAAUAGCUGGUAUAGAGAUGAAAAUGUUAAAACACUUAAUACUAGUGAUCCCGGCUUUGAGGAGAGCAUGAAGAUGUACUCGAUAAACGGAUAUAUUUAUGGAAACCUGCCCAAUCUCACCAUGUGUGUAGAACACAGGGUCAAAUGGUAUUUUAUUGGCAUGGGAGGUGCAGAUGACGUGCACUCCAUCUAUCUCCAUGGACAGACUCUGAUCUCUCGGAAUCACAGAAAGGAUACCAUCGUGGUCUUCCCUGCCUCCAUGGAAGAUGCCUUCAUGGUGGCCAAGGGACCCGGGGAGUGGAUGCUGAGCUGUGAGACACAUGAGAGUAUGCAGGCCUUAUUCAGCGUAGGGAAUUGCCAAAAGCCUUCCACAAAUGUUGUCGGGACACGUGUUAUUCAUUACUAUAUUGCUGCUCAGGAAGUUCUUUGGAAAUAUGCUCCAUCGGGUGUAAACUUAUUCACUCAAACGAAUUUAACAGAGCCUGACAGCAUUUCCCAGACAUAUUUUGAACAAGGUCCUACUAGAAUUGGAGGAGAUUAUGCAAAACUAGUUUUCCGUGGAUACACAGAUGCUUCCUUCCAAACACUAAAGGAAAGAGAAGAACACUUGGGAGUCCUUGGCCCUGUCAUUUGGGCAGAGGUAGGAUGGGUCAUCGUGGUCACUUUCUAUAACAAUGCUACCAUGCCACUCAGCAUUCAGCCUCAUGGACUGCAGUACAACAAAAGCAAUGAAGGCUCCUUCUACAGAACCCGUGACGGAGGUACGCCUCCACCUUCUUCACAUGUAAAUCCCAACACGACCUUUGUUUAUACAUGGGAAGUUCCAGAAAGUGUGGGUCCUACCUCCACGGAUCCCGACUGCUUGACUCGGCUCUACUACUCCUCGGUAAAUGAUAGGAAAGACAUCAACAGUGGCCUUGUCGGGCCCCUGCUCGUGUGCAGAAGCGGAAGUCUUGGAGAGGAUGGCAAACAGAAAGGAGUAGACAAAGAAUUUUUCCUGCUUGCCACAAUAUUUGAUGAAAACGAAAGUUACCUUUUGGAUAAAAAUAUCAGACUAUUUACUACCAACCCUGAAGAAGUGAGAAAAGAAAAUGAAGACUUCCAAGAAUCUAACAGGAUGUCCUCCAUUAAUGGAUACAUGUAUGGAAAUCUACCAGGAUUGGAUAUGUGCUUGGGAGACACCGUUUCAUGGCAUGUUCUCAGUGUAGGAUCACAGAAAGAUUUGCAUGGGAUUUAUUUUUCAGGAAAUACCUUCGUUUCCUUAGGAUCAAGGAAGGACAUUGCAACUGUGUUUCCCCAUGUCUCUGAGACGCUUCUAAUGACACCUGAUACCACAGGAGAUUUUAAUGUGGUGUGCAUGACAACUGAGCACUACCUAGGAGGCAUGAAACAUAUGUACCACGUGAAGCAGUGCCCCAAGUCGGACUCUGAUCAAACAACCUACCGGGAGGAGAAAACUUUCUACAUUGCAGCUGAGGAAAUCGUGUGGGAUUUUGUUCCUAGCAGGAAUUGGCAAAAAGAACUGAGCCACUUACAAAGAGAGAACGCAUCAAACUUAUAUUUGGAAUACCUUGGGACAAAAUAUAAGAAAGUUGUAUAUCGUCAGUAUGAUGAUUCCACAUUCACAAAUCAAACAAAAAGAAAUGAAAGUGACAAACAUCUGGAUAUACUAGGUCCAUUAAUAUUUGCCAACCCAGGUCAAAUACUCAAAAUAGUCUUUAAAAAUAAUGCCUCACGACCAUAUUCUAUUCAUGCUCAUGGAGUGAAAACAGACUCUUCCACUGUUGUUCCAACUCCGCCAGGUGAGAUUCAAACGUAUACUUGGAAGAUCCCUGAAAGAACUGGUCCUACCUCAAAUGACUUCGAGUGUAUACCGUGGCUUUACUAUUCAACCGUGAAUGUGAUAAAGGAUACGAACAGCGGUCUGGUAGGCCCUCUGAUCGUCUGUCGUGAAAAUGUAAACGUGAACCAGAUUGUUCACCGUGUUCUCCUCUUCAUGAUUUUUGAUGAGAACAGAUCUUGGUACUUUGAAGACAAUAUCGCAACCUAUUCUCUAGAGCCAAACAAGGUAGACAGGGAUGAUGAAACGUUUCAACUCAGCAAUCAGAUGCACGCAAUUAAUGGGAGAAUGUUUGGAACGAACCAAGGUCUGACAGCCCACGUUGGGGAUGAAGUGAACUGGUACCUGAUGGGUGUGGGGAGUGAAUUCGAUCUGCACACGGUUCAUUUCCAUGGCCACAGCUACACAUACACGGAUAUGGGAAAGUAUCGAUCUGAUGUUUAUGAUCUUCCACCGGGAACCUUUGCCGUUGUAAAGAUGUACCCAAGAGCUGUUGGAACAUGGUUGUUUCAUUGCCAUGUCGGUGAACACAUCGAGGCGGGAAUGGAAAGCACUUACACCGUGUUUCCGAACAAUGGAUCUGUCUCUUCCUAAUAGAUAAAUUGACAAACUACGAGCAGAGUAAAGCAGCUGAAGAACAAACACACAGGGAUGGGGCGGCCUAGGAAGAGCCAGCUGAAGACUUGGACAACAAUAC